This is a messenger RNA of Penaeus indicus, 1285 nucleotides long. Its product is annotated as coiled-coil domain-containing protein 97-like. The transcript has 6 exons. Lineage: Eukaryota; Metazoa; Arthropoda; Malacostraca; Decapoda; Penaeidae. The record is from RefSeq and is a predicted model, not a curated record. Bases 129 to 1166 code for a protein of 345 amino acids.
UACGAUGUCCAUUGUUUACAUUGAGUCAACGGGACAUAAACAACGUCGUUAGGCGUAUUGGGCACGCUUAUAGGAAUUUUGAAUGUGCAGUAAAUUCUUCGGGAAAUAUACAGCUCAUUAAAACCAUCAUGUGGGGUGAGUUUGAAGAUGAGAGCAGAGACCAACCAGUAUCGACAACCCCUAAAACACUCCUCAAAUCAGAGGAAUCCUUACCCUCCUCUGAGGAGCUCAAUCAAGAGGAUGUUCCAGAUGAGAGCCUUUCCUUAAAGGACAGAAUCAUACAUCACUUGGCUGCUAGCAAAGUGGUGCUCAAGAGUCAGCAGAGAUAUGAACCAGAUUUUACCUAUGAAGAGAGACGGAAUAUUGCUGAAACAAUGCUUGAUGAAAAGCCAGGGCAGUUCUUGUAUCGCUUUGGAAAGUUUCUCCAGAGAGAGCACCUCACCUACUUUUUGAAGUAUGAAGGAAACCCAGAGAUAGAUCAUUACCUCACAGAGACCAUGAAGAAUUUAAAUAAACAUACAUCAAAAAUUACUGUCAAGAACAGACGAUAUGGGGCAAUGCAGAGACUGCGUAAGUCAGGAGAUUACUUUAGUGAGAAGGAAAUGGAGCGUCGUAAUCCUUUGCUUUAUGAUCACUUGAUUGGCAAACAUAUGACAGAAGAGGAAAGGAAAGAAAAAUACACAGUAGAGAAAUAUGAAGCCAGUUUUUCUUCUGUGCUUCUACAUCACAUUGAUGCACGAGACAAGAAAGACUUCAAGAAACGCCAAGAAGAAGAGGAGGAUGAUAUGUUUGAAGAAGAGGAAGAUGAGGAUGAUGAGGAGGAGGAGGAGGAAGAAAUGGACACAGGGAUGGAAGUAGAAUCAGGAGAGAAGCAAUUACUGAAGGAAGAAUUUUACUCUUCUGCAUACCUCAACUUCUUGAAUGGAAAAGAUGAAGAAUUUGACUAUGGACAAGUUGAUACCAGUGACGAUUACGACCUUCUAGAAAUAAGAGCCAGAGAUGAUGAGGAAAGGUAUUUUGAUGAUGACGACGAAGAUGAAGAAGGCAAUAAAGAUGAUGUAUGCCACAAUCUUGAUGAAGACAAGGAUUUUCUCCCAAUGCCUCAAAAGCACAGACAAGAUGGUCCCAACAUAACUGAUAAACCCCCGGAUGAAGACAUGACUUAGGAUUCCAUACAGAUUCAUUAUCUUCUUUUACCAUCUCUUGGUAUUUGUAAGUUUGAAAAAAUAUCUCAGUCACUUUAUUAUAAAGGGUUUUAAUAUCAAUAGAUAUUUAGGGAAAGCCA